GACAGCGCCAUCUUAUCGGAUGGUGGGUGACUGUGUGGGACACCUUCGUCUCGGAUUCUCGAAUUGGAAUCCCUAUCGGGAAAUUUGGUGACUACACCUCAGUAACGUUGUUUGUCGAAAGUGACAGAAAGGACGACAGAAAAAAUCAGAAAUCUUAUAUUACAUAUUUAAUACGCUAUGCUUGAUUCUUGUUAUCAGUUACGAUUAUCUGCAAGUUCAUAUCAACUUGAUUAACGUUAAUUCAUCAAGUUUCUGUUUUGGGGAAUUUAUAGCAUCCAUUUAUACAGUUUAUAACAGUAUGCCUCAUGCAACCAGAAAGUGGGAAGUAUACCCUGGAAGAAACCGUUUUUGUUGUGAAGGAAGGAUAAUGAUGGCAAAACAAGUUGGAAUAUUUUACAUAACAGUUGGACUUAUCGUUGCAACUAGCUGCACCUUCUUCAUAUUUGACUGUCCGUUUUUAGCUGUCAAAAUAACUCCUGCCAUACCUGCUGUGGGAGGUCUUCUGUUUACUUUUGUCUUGGCAACUCUUUUUCGAACGUCGUUUUCCGACCCAGGAGUUAUUCCUCGGGCCACUCCAGAUGAAGCUGCGGACAUCGAAAAACAAAUUGAAGUUCCAAACAGUCCAAAUAGUCCAACGUAUCGUCCACCACCUCGGACGAAAGAAGUCGUUGUAUGUGGACAAGUUGUAAAGUUAAAGUUCUGCUUUACCUGUAAAAUAUUUCGCCCACCUAGAGCAUCUCAUUGCAGUAUCUGCGACAACUGCGUUGAUGGCUUUGAUCAUCAUUGCCCGUGGAUUGGCAAUUGCGUGGGACGUAGAAACUAUCGAUAUUUUUAUUCGUUCAUAGUCUCCCUAGCAUUCAUGUGCGUCUUCAUUUUUGCAUGUGCUGUCACUCAUCUGGUCUUGUUAACUAGGGACGACAGGCCAUUUGUCGAUGCAAUCAAAGAAUCCCCUGCCAGUGUUCUUGUUGCUAUAAUUUGUUUUUUUAGCGUUUGGAGUGUGUUAGGAUUGGCCGGGUUUCACACAUACUUAACUACUUCCAAUCAAACUACAAAUGAAGAUAUUAAAGGCUCUUUCACUGGAAAACGUGGACAAGAAAAAAUUAAUCCUUACAGUAAAGGAGGAGUUUGUGCAAAUUGUUUAUUCAUAUUAUGUGGCCCUAUGCCUCCAAGUUUUAUAGACAGACGUGGUUUUGUGAUACCAGAACACUCUGUAGUGCCGUCCAGCGAACUCGUUCAGGCACCAUGUGCGACUUCUUUCGCAUCUGUUCAAGGGAACAGUGAAGUUAGAAUUUUGAAUAAUGGCAAAGGACAUGUCACGGUCAGCGUCUCCAACUCCACAUCGAGAAAGCAGGCUCAACUCGGCUCUCAUCAGGAAACUAAAUGCCCUGAAGUCGACCCAGUUGUGUCUCUUCAACCGUUGUCAACCUUGUCGGCCAGCAGUCUACAGUUACUUCAUGAAAGAACCAUGAUUAACACCGACUUGGACCUCGAUUCCCUGGAUGAAUCAGCUUCUUCCAAUCCCUGUCAUCUUCAUUUGGAAUCUGCCAGCAUUACUAGCAGUCAAACGGGAUUACUCCAUCCGCUGGUUCCUCGUUAUAACGAUUUAUAGCUAUCAACCAGUCGUCUUAUAUAGUUGAAAUCGAGAUUACGUACCCAACUUAUAAUUUGUUGUCGAAGGUUUGUGACUCAACAGCCCUAUCCUCCAGGACUGUUUGUGUAUCGUUUACACUAUCAUUGUAAAACUUCGUCGAUUGUGGAAUCCUGAGUAAAUUGGUAACCAAUUUUGUCCACCCAAAAUCUACUGCACCCUAAAUAAAUUUUUUCAGUCAUCUCAA
Daphnia pulicaria is the source of this 1835-nucleotide messenger RNA. Its product is annotated as palmitoyltransferase ZDHHC14-like. Gene Ontology annotation, cellular component: Golgi apparatus; endoplasmic reticulum. The coding region runs from base 299 to 1609 and encodes 436 amino acids. Gene Ontology annotation, biological process: peptidyl-L-cysteine S-palmitoylation; protein targeting to membrane. Gene Ontology annotation, molecular function: protein-cysteine S-palmitoyltransferase activity. The transcript is spliced from 10 exons. The record is from RefSeq and is a predicted model, not a curated record. Lineage: Eukaryota; Metazoa; Arthropoda; Branchiopoda; Diplostraca; Daphniidae.